Amoebophrya sp. A120 is the source of this 1471-nucleotide messenger RNA. Lineage: Eukaryota; Dinophyceae; Syndiniales; Amoebophryaceae. The record is from the annotation of a GenBank genome assembly.
AUCCAGGCGGCCGUUGGUGACUUUCAUUUUAUUCCCACCCUUCUCUCGAAAAGCUUCGGGGUGGAGACUACUUUAGGUUUAGGAUUGGGUUUGUGGAAAGGAAAAGUGCGCUGUUGUAGUUGUACGUCUUGUUUUUACCAAGAAAGACUCUGAAUCUUUCGAAUUUCGUUUUUCUCUCCAAUGCAUCACCGAGGAUCACGAUCUGAAUCUCGCCCUAACCGUAAAUAUCGUAUUUCGUAUUCGUCAACAACAAAAUAAAGUAGAGAUUUGACUAUACCACAACAAGAAAGCACAAAUUAUGUCGUCAACUCCGGUAUUCGCAAAGACCAAAGACUCCGCCAAACGUGGGCGUUUGGACGACAGCAGUGAUGGGAGUCCCAACAUUGAGGUACGAGAGCGAAAUGUCGACACUGCCGAUCCGCGGGAGGCAAAAAAGGCACGGCCCCGCGGGCUUUCGGCUUGUUGUUGUCCGCAGAGACUUUUCGACGAUGACGAACCGGGCGACGAGACGGAUCUGCGCAAAAAUCAAAAUGGCACGAGUACAACAGGACGGCGGGGACCCGUCGCACCAACCACGAAGGAGCGCCAAGACUUUGAUCGCCAAGAUUGGAUUCUCCUGAAGAGGGUCUUCACACAUGCGCAGGUAGAUGAGAUUGUUGAGCUUGCCGAGAGAACCGCGGAAGCGGAACGGGAGGCGAAAAAGAAAGCAAGUACUGGCGGCGAUUUGGCGGAUGCAGCAGCUCAGACGAGCACGACCACGAGCCAAAUACUUCCUGAGGCCACAGACGAGGAAAUAAACACAGUGAGCACGAGCAAGCGUAAUCCAGGCACGCAAUUCAUGCGGCUGCAAGACAAGGAUAAGUCGGCAGAGAUGAAAGUUCACUUCUGCAAGGAAAUGAAGCGCGUUCUGGACCUUGACUUCCAUCUGGAUAACGCCGGGAAAGUGCAGGUGGACGAUUCAAAGACUGAUGCAGAGUUGAAAGACAAGGCCACGGGCCUGGCCGUCUUUACGUACGAAGAGAACCAGGAGAACCACACCCACCAAGACCGCAUCACUGUCGAGAGGGGGCCCGGCUCGCAGAUCGAGCAAACCGCGAUUUGCAUGUGCUCGGACCCGGGCGUUGACUUUGCUGGGGGUCGGUUUUUCUUAAAUAGAGAGUUUGACUACGUCGAGCAGGACGGAAAGGUGGUUAUCAAUGAAAACGAAAAAACUAGACUGUAUCCCGAAGGAUUUGAGAAGGGUGACGUCGUCGUCUUCGACAAUCGUGCUUUCGUGCACGGCGUGGAGCCCGUGAAACGUGUCGAGGGAGCCACCACAGUGCGGCGGACCACCUGUAGCAUCCGUUCCACGCGGCCGCGCCAGCGAGGAUCCUUAAUCGUGCUGGAGGGUCCCGACAAGGUUGGUAAAACGACAUUAGCUAAGAAGCUCAUGCAGCAUCUACGAAAACGAAACACCAAUGUUGCGUACUAG